AUGGUGUUAUCUCUCAUGGAAAAGUCAUAAUGUCAAGACUUUUAUUGUGAAGUUUGGUGAAACACUUCCUCCCACAACCGGAAGUACAGUCCACUGCGACUGCAACUAGUUUUCUGCAACAUAAUCAUGUCCAAGUACAAAACAGUUAUUUGGCCUAAAGUGAUUUUAUUUGGCGACUCAAUCACACAGUUUUCAUUUCAAGCCAAUGGGUGGGGCUCAGAAAUUGCCAACAGACUAGCAAGAAAGUGUGACGUUGUGAACAGAGGACUCUCUGGCUACAACUCCAGAUGGGCCAAAAUUGUUCUUCCUCGUCUCAUCAACAGUCAGAGCUCAGCAGACAACAACAUUGCAGCUGUCACUGUCUUCUUUGGCGCCAACGACUGUGCCCUGGAAGAUAAGAACCCUCAGCAACACAUCUCUCUGCAGGAGUACUCAGAGAACCUGAAGGAGAUCUCCAAGCUCCUGGCUUCAGCUGGAGUGUCAGCUGACAAAGUUAUUUUCAUCACCCCUCCUCCUAUUCACGAGCCAGCCUGGGAGAAGGAGUGUAUCCUGAAAGGUAACACUCUCUCGUUCUUGUAUCGUCGCAUAGAACUAUUUUUUACAAUCCGGGCCUGCAAAGAUCAUGAAUACCUCUUUAUAUGUCUUCCAGGAGGUACUCUCAAUCGCCUCAACUCUGUAGCAGGACAGUAUGCCCAGGCAUGUGUCCAGGCAGCUGGUCAGUGUGGUACAGACGUCCUAGACCUCUGGACCCUCAUGCAGAGAGACGGACAGGAUUACACACUUUACCUUUCUGAUGGGCUGCAUCUCUCAGAGAAGGGCAACCAGUUUGUGACCGAGCACCUGUGGGCGCUGCUGGAGAGGCGAGUAGUUGACCUGCCUCUCAUCCUGCCCUACUGGGGAGACGUGGACAGAAAGAGCCCAGAGAGCAGCCUGCUCUGUGACCAGUGAACAGGAGGACGUUGGAUUUGUAUGGAAAACAUUUUUCCUUUAGGAUCCAACAGAGCUGGACAUUCAGUGGAGAUGAAAUAUCUCACCAGCAUUUCUGUGUUGCCUGGUAAACUGACAGUAUGUACAGCGGACUGCAUUUAUGUCAAGAUUUGAAAUGCACAAUAAAGAUCUUUAUUUUGA
Molecule: messenger RNA, 1128 nt
Organism: Thunnus maccoyii (southern bluefin tuna)
Lineage: Eukaryota; Metazoa; Chordata; Actinopteri; Scombriformes; Scombridae
Gene: iah1
Product: isoamyl acetate hydrolyzing esterase 1 (putative)
Exons: 5
Coding region: 127-948 (273 amino acids)
Molecular function (GO): hydrolase activity, acting on ester bonds
Source: RefSeq, a predicted model, not a curated record